Molecule: messenger RNA, 2937 nt
Organism: Scomber japonicus (chub mackerel)
Lineage: Eukaryota; Metazoa; Chordata; Actinopteri; Scombriformes; Scombridae
Gene: pdgfbb
Product: platelet-derived growth factor beta polypeptide b
Exons: 8
Coding region: 116-1648 (510 amino acids)
Biological process (GO): positive regulation of protein autophosphorylation; positive regulation of ERK1 and ERK2 cascade; positive regulation of cell population proliferation
Cellular component (GO): membrane
Molecular function (GO): platelet-derived growth factor receptor binding; growth factor activity
Source: RefSeq, a predicted model, not a curated record
GCGCAGUUCCGCAGGACGAGCUGCUGUCCCACCGCGCGCAGUGCUGAGGAGAGAGGGACUCUCGCGCUUCCAUAAAUGCCCGGUCCGUCGAAGAGGCUCGAGGCUGGGCAGCAAGAUGAGCUCGUGGGUACAUCUGCUGCUCGCGUUGCUGGCGGCGUGUCUGCGGUUUGGCGUAGCCGAGGAGGACCCUCUGCCUGCAGCCCUGGUGGAGCUGGUUAGAAACAGCCCCAUCUCCUCCAUAGAGGACCUUCAGCUGCUGUUGCUAACUGACUCCGUAGAUGAGGAGGAGGGAAAUUCAGAAGCCAAUGGAGGUCACAGAUUACCACGGAGCCUCGAUGCCCAACCAGCCCAGCAGGCUCUGUGUAAAGUUCGUACAGAAGUGGUGGAGGUCACCAGAGCGAUGUUAGACCGCAGCAAUGCUAACUUCUUGCUAUGGCCACCCUGCGUUGAGGUGCAGCGCUGCUCCGGCUGCUGCAACACCAAGAGCCUGCAGUGUGUCCCUGUUGUCACACACACCAGAUACCUGCAGGUCAUGAAGAUCGAAUAUGUAAACAAAAAACCCACGUACGCUAAAGCAGUGGUGUCAGUGGUCGAUCAUGUGGAGUGUCGAUGUCAGCCAGUUCCAAGACCCCCAGUGCUCAAGAGAAAAUCACCUCGCAGACCACACCACCACAGUAAGGACCAGCAUCGAAACCAGACUCUCAGUCAAGGAAACGGACAUGGACAGGUCAAGGUGCACUCCAAGGAUGAGCUCCAUCAGUGGGAUGACCUGAAGCAGAACCAGAGAGCCAAUCUGGAAGAUCUCCUGGAGCAGCAUUGGAGCCCCAGAGGAGACACCUUCACGCAGCAUGGAGAAGGGUACAGUCUGCCUGGGGAGGACACAUCUCAGUCUGAAGAGGCUAUUCUCUAUGGUCCACACUGGGCACAUAACUCCACAGUGCCUCUUGGGACUAAUGUGGAGAGGAAGAAUGGUAAGAUCUCAGAAGGAAAUAAGACUCUAUCCGCAGUGGACAAUGUUGGCAUUGAGCAGAAGUUGGCAGAAGGAUGGGAUGGGUUACUGCUCAACAAUACUGAGGGGAAGGUUAAUGAGGGAAAUAGGGAAACACAAACACACCACCCAUCAUGGCAAGAUGACAAAUCCAAGUUUUCAAAGCCAGCAACUCACAAUCCUCAAGCCAAGUUCAGUCCCACUGAGGCAACCAUCGAGCAGGUCGGAAGCAGGUUCAGGCCUACCAAAGAGCCAAAUCCAGACCCUCGAGGGCAGGCGAGACGGAAAGAUAACGAGACUCCAGAGGAGGACAGGAUAUUACAGAUUGAGAAGGAAAAAGUAGAGGAGGAGAAAAAAGAGCUGCUACUCCUCCACAAGAGGUUGGACCAAGAGAAGGAGAUAUUGCGACAGCAGCAAACGAAGCGAGAGGAGGAGGAGUGGCAGAAAGAAAAGGAGACAGAUAGUCAACACCACCUGCACAGUAAACAUCAUCAUCAUCAUCUGCAAACAACAACGCAGAAACCAGAGACAACAUCUACAACUACCACAAAGCAGCCAUCAGCUCCAGCAGGCCCCAGGCCCCCAGCCCGUCCAAAGAAAAGGAUGAGGAAGAAUCGCAAGCGAAUCAGCAAGGCAGCUAUGAGAGCAAUGCUAAUGUAAAACUAAAACAAUCCCAGGGACACAAAGUAAACUUGGAGUAUUUUGUGGAUAAUCCAGAGGUGCAGCAGAGUGACUCCCUUCAUAUAAGUAUUUAUUCAUUUGUCAGUAACCUGCUCGUCCUGUGAGAUCUCCUCAGUAACACUACUAAUGCCUGUCUGAUGAACCUGUAACUACACCUGGAUGGAGUAAGAGGUGGGUGAAAAGAAUGUGGAAUAUAAAUAAAAGGUGGACCUCUACAAGGACAGUUGCUGGUAUGAAGUAACGAGUGGCACCCAAAAACUGACAAAACUGUGUGCAUGCACAGAAGCUGAGGGGGACUGAAACUGCAUGGCUGUAGAACUGCAGAAAAUAGUGCAAUUUCAAAACUCUCCUUGGAACCUUGUUUUGAUAUCAACAGAGAGAGAUUGCACUUACACGUCGACAGAACCAUGUCUAUACGGGGUUUAAAUGAAAGAGUUGUUGCUGAAAGACUUGAUUUUGUGAAUACCACAGAAUCAUUAGGACUACUAAGUGCAUUUGGUGGAAAAAAGGACAUAACUCCCUCUGUUUUGUUGAAGAAUUUGUUAUAUUGUAAUUGGAUAAUCUUAGAGACAAUCACCUAAAAUGAGCAGUAUUUCCAUGUGUGAUAGAACCCAUAUCCUGAGGGUUCAGUGUUGUCUAUGUUGGGAAGCCUAAAACCCAAACCUGUGUAAAUUUACCAUGAAGUACCAAGUCCUGAUAUCAUUUAUUAGCUAAUUAAAACAGUGAUGGUCUGUCUUUAAUCAUAUUUAAUUCUAUUCAACUCUUUGCAAACACUGGAAUGACACACGUGAUUAGCGAACAAAAACAUAAAAUGUUUGCAGUGAGGUUUUCUGUUUCACAAUCAAAUCACAGGUGUACAGGAAAAAGAGUAAGGAGCUUUCUGACUGGUGAUAGGUGAUAGCGUUACACCUGUGACCUUACUGUGUGCUAUAGUAUGUUUCCUAUUUAUUUAUCUCUACCAUUACUGUGGAUUAACCAUUAGUGUGUUUGCCACAUUUCUUUACAUUCCAAAUGUGGCAAACACAAUGUAACAAUUAAAAAGUCUGGUUAGUUAAAGAAAGACAGAACAAGACCAAACCUUCUUUGACCUCCCAGUAUAAUGCAGUGUUUGAUGUCUAUGACAAAAAAUGUGUGCAUGUGUGUUUGUUUUAUAUGUUGUGUUGUGUGUCUGUGGGCUUGUGCUCACACCUACACUUCUGUCAUGCAUCUCAGUACUCAUAUAGAAGUACAUCUGUCCUCUGUCUCUUUAUCUUAUUGGUAGAGAUGUC